CUCGCAUCCAUCAUGUACGAACCAAAGAUUGCGGCACUACUUUCGUUACUAUUUAUCAGUUUGUCCUGCGCCCAACUACAGUGCACUAGGUUCUAUGAUUUGAUCCCAAACCGAACGAUUAAUAUAACCAGCUUUAAUUACCCCGGUGCUAUACCAAGUGGUAGCAACUGUCGGUUUCGCUUGAAAGCGCCCAGUAAUCACGUCAUCUAUUUGAGCUGUCGAUUUGAGUUGUUUCCUGACACCUGUGGCUCGGAGUUUCUGUUCAUCUCCCGCGACGGCGACAUGCAGUUCCGCGAUGGCGAACGGUACUGUCGCAUGGGCCAGGUCAAUCGGAUGUCCAACUUCCAAAGCAUGGCCUUCGCCUACUAUUCCAGCAGUCCGCAGACCCAGCAGCGAUCCAGACUCAAUUGCCAGGCAGUGGCCCGUCCGGCGCCCUGCGAUUGCGGCUGGUCCUUGCCAAAUCGCAUAGCCAACGGAGUGGAGGCGGGGAAGCACGAGUUUCCCUCAAUGGUGGGCCUCAGAGAUCUGGCCUCCAACCUGCCCAUCUUCUGCGGCGGCAGCAUAGUCAGCGACCGGUACAUCAUGACCGCUGCCCACUGCACCGCUCGCCAACCAGUGGCCAGUCGUCUAUUGGCGCUGGUCGGGGAGCAUGACUUGAGCACCGGUAGCGAAUCAAUCUAUGCGGCGCAGUACCGCAUCCAAAAUAUCAUCAACCAUCCUGGCUACAUGGAAACAGCAUCGGGCAAUAUAAACGACAUAGCCUUGCUCCAGACGGCGACGCCCAUUGAAUGGUCUCGAGGAGUGGCGCCCAUAUGCCUCCCCAUUCGACAGGCGGAGAGCAGCUUCAACUACCAGAACGUGGACAUAAUGGGUUGGGGAACCCUGGGAUUCGCUGCCUCCAAGUCGAACACCCUGCAAAAGGCCACCCUGCUGACCAUGGACAAUGCCGUCUGCCGCAGUCGCUUCAACUCCAGCAUAGCUCCCAGCCACCUCUGCACCUACGAUGCUGGCGGCAGGGGCCAGGACUCGUGCCAGUACGACUCCGGCGGCCCGGUGAUUCUGCGUCAGCGGGAGCGGAUGUUCCAGCUGGGCGUGAUCAGUUUCGGCCGGGCCUGUGGCCAGCCCUUUGGCAUCGGUGUCAACACUCGGGUCACUUCGCACCUCAACUGGUUGUGGCGCUAUGUAGGCGGAUCUGUGUGUGUGCGUUAAGGAUAUGCUUCGGAUGCAUGACCAACUUUGUGCACAGAGGGAAACAAU
Molecule: messenger RNA, 1257 nt
Organism: Drosophila teissieri
Lineage: Eukaryota; Metazoa; Arthropoda; Insecta; Diptera; Drosophilidae
Product: venom serine protease
Exons: 4
Coding region: 13-1209 (398 amino acids)
Biological process (GO): proteolysis
Molecular function (GO): serine-type endopeptidase activity
Source: RefSeq, a predicted model, not a curated record